UAGUUACAAGGGGUAAAAAACUAUGAAAGUUAUCAGGGUCAUGUUUACAGGGAAACUUGUGAGUCUAGUUCUCAGAAAUUGAUCGAGAGUCUACGUAGGCCUACUUUUAUUUAUCAUUCAAUUUAUUGACAACACAACCAAUCAAGAAGUCAUUCAAGAAACCGCAUUUGGAUGCACCAUCAAUCUCUACUAAGAUCUAGUCCACAAUGGAUGUCUCUGUCUCAGUAGCCAACCACGGCCAAAGCAAAGCCCUUACUGAGAUUAGUAUAUGUAGCUAACAGUUGCCAUUCUGGUACUUCCGUUCUCAUCAAACUACAGCUUGAAAUAGACAGAAACAGGGUGUAGAGUAUUAAAAAAUAUUUUUUACUCAUCUCCUGUAUUUAAAAAGGGGAUUUUCUUUAUAUUUAUUUAUUUAUUUAUUAAAAACCGAUACCUCAUUAACCAUGUUAAAAUAGUUUGAUUAUCAAUAGGCUGGUCUUAAAACAAGAGCAAAGCAGUUACAUUAAAGUAACAGCAAUGGAAUCCACUACACUAGGGUCCCUAGCAACUGUUACCAUGCUAACGGCGGCUACACAGACAGACAUGUCUGGUUAUCUCUGGCUCCUGAUACUGGGCUUCAUCAUCGCUUUUAUCCUGGCAUUUUCUGUGGGUGCCAAUGAUGUCGCUAACUCCUUUGGUACAGCCGUGGGCUCUGGGGUGGUGACCCUGCGCCAGGCCUGCGUCUUGGCCACCAUCUUUGAGACGGUGGGUGCCAUUCUUUUGGGGGCCAAGGUCAGCGAGACCAUCCGUUCAGGCAUCAUUGAUGUUCAUAUGUACAAUGGCUCAGAGGCUGUGCUGAUGGCUGGCUCCAUUAGCGCCAUGUUUGGAUCUGCUGUGUGGCAGCUCCUAGCUUCAUUUUUGAAACUCCCCAUCUCUGGAACACAUUGCAUUGUAGGCGCCACAAUUGGCUUUUCCAUGGUUGCAAGGGGUCAUCAGGGUGUCAAAUGGCUGGAAUUGCUCCGCAUUGUUGCCUCUUGGUUUCUUUCUCCUCUUCUGUCUGGCAUCAUGUCUGCCCUUCUCUUCUACUUUGUGCGCAAGUACAUUUUGAAUAAGGAUGAUCCAGUGCCCAAUGGUUUAAGAGCAUUGCCAGCUUUCUAUGCUGUUACCAUGGGAAUCAAUCUGUUCUCCAUCAUGUUUACUGGAGCACCAAUGUUGGGAUUUGACAGGGUACCAUGGUGGGGCACUCUACUGAUCUCACUUGGUUGUGCCCUAAUUACUGCUGGGGUGGUCUGGUUCAUUGUGUGUCCACAAUUAAAGAAGAAGAUUAAAAGAGAGAGUAUGGCCAACUCAAGUGGGACACAAAUGAUUGAGAAGAAGCCACCCUCAUAUGGCCCUGUGGACCAUCCCAGAACACCCCAAAUAUACUCUCCUGUUCCACAGACACCCCCUGCUGACAACAACAAGGUGGAAUUUGACAUUGGUGGCUCGUCUGAAACUGAUCUGGACAACAAAGAUUUUGACACCAAAGACCUGUAUUGCACAAAUGCUUUGAAUGGCAAUGCUGGAAUGCCUGUCCCAGACCUGAGUCUGAGCCAGAGCCAAUUCCACACUGUACACAAAGAUUCUGGAAUCUACAAGGAUCUGCUGCACAAGCUUCAUUUGGCCAAGGUUGGUGAAUGCAUGGGAGAAACAGGAGACAAACCUAUGCGUCGCAACAACAGCUAUACAUCAUACACCAUGGCCAUCUACGGAAUACAUGGGUCCCUGAAGGAGGAUGAGGGAAGCCGGACUGGAUUGGAUGGAGAGAAUAGGCGUUCACGGUACAACAGCUAUAACAGUUACUGUUCUGCAGUGGCUGACGGAGAAGUUGGUGCAGGUGAUGGAGCUCUGGAAGUGGAGAUUGAGGUUGAGACUGUUAGAAGGGACUUGGUAGAAGAGGAGGUGGAUGAGCUUGAGAUCGACAAACCAGAGGUAUCCACACUCUUCCAGUUCCUGCAGAUCCUCACCGCCUGCUUUGGAUCGUUUGCUCAUGGGGGGAAUGAUGUCAGUAAUGCGAUUGGCCCUCUAAUUGCCCUCUGGCUCAUUUAUGAAAGUGCCUCUGUAGCACCCACUGCUUCUAUACCAAUUUGGUUGCUCCUGUAUGGUGGAGUGGGUAUCUGUACAGGGCUUUGGAUUUGGGGUCGCAGGGUCAUACAAACCAUGGGCAAAGACCUGACUCCCAUCACACCCUCCAGUGGGUUUAGCAUUGAGCUCGCCUCUGCUAUAACUGUGGUUGUUGCUUCCAACGUUGGACUCCCCGUCAGCACAACUCAUUGCAAGGUUGGAUCAGUGGUAUCAGUUGGCUGGCUCCGCUCCAGGAAGGCUGUUGACUGGCAUCUGUUCCGGAAUAUCUUUAUUGCUUGGUUUGUGACUGUGCCAAUUUCUGGUCUCAUAAGUGCUGCUAUCAUGGCACUCUUCUAUUAUGUUAUACUGCCUCUGACCUAAAUAUUAUGUUAAACCUUUCUCUCUCUGUAAAUACUUCUAUUUUUGUGCAAAAUUUGAACUUUUUUGAACCACAAGUUGAAACUUUAAAUUUCUAUUGAAUGCCCCUUUAUCCUGUCCCAUCAUAUGUACAGCACUUAUUAAAUCAAAUCCCAGACUGUUUGCACAGUAUUUUCUUACUUUUCUUAUACAUUUUAAGUUGCUUAAUAGUUUUGAAAAAAAAAAAUUAUUGAUGUAAAGUCUGUGAGACCUGUAAUAUGUGUGUUUAUUUGGAGCCUCACAUAAUUAUAGUUUUAGGUUUUCAGUUUCAUCUUUUGGCAUUUUUAAGACAAAAAUGAUUUAUACAAUUUAUACUCUGAGCCAUAUGUUUUUAUUUAUAAUAUAUACUAUACUGUGGAUAUAUAUAU
Messenger RNA from Xyrauchen texanus (razorback sucker), 2867 nucleotides. RefSeq names its product sodium-dependent phosphate transporter 1-A. The coding region runs from base 517 to 2463 and encodes 648 amino acids. Gene Ontology annotation, molecular function: phosphate transmembrane transporter activity. Gene Ontology annotation, cellular component: membrane. Lineage: Eukaryota; Metazoa; Chordata; Actinopteri; Cypriniformes; Catostomidae. The record is from RefSeq and is a predicted model, not a curated record. Gene Ontology annotation, biological process: phosphate ion transmembrane transport. The transcript is spliced from 11 exons.